Stylophora pistillata is the source of this 5110-nucleotide messenger RNA. RefSeq lists its product as uncharacterized. The record is from RefSeq and is a predicted model, not a curated record. NCBI's taxonomy places the organism in Eukaryota, Metazoa, Cnidaria, Anthozoa, Scleractinia, Pocilloporidae.
UUUUUUUUUCGUAACUACAAUCCAAUUCUUCGCUUGCGCGAUGCCAGAAAACCUGUUUAACCGGUACUCUACAUUAAACGAGUGCAAAUACCGCGUGUUGUUUGUACUCGUCGAUAGCGUUAUUUGUACUCGUCUAAGUGUAGUUGGAUAAUAAAUACGAAUACAUACAACUAACAUACGGGUAACAUACGAGUACAUACGAGUAAAAAAAUACGAAUACGAGUAAAAUUCAUACGAGUAAAUUUUUAUGCAAAGUAACGACAACUUAAGUAAAAUAUAACAUGAGAGAGCAAAAGAUAAUUGAUAUUUAGUCGUCAUGCAUUACCUCCCCCGACUAAGGAAAGAUUGCGUUACAAGAGCAAAGAUCCUUGAUAUUAAACUGGUGGCCUGGGGUCAUGCCACUGUUAGUUACAUCUACAUCACGGUUCCUUUCUCAUCUGUGUCAUCUGUAAAUCAGUAUUACGCUCUUCAAUCUGUUCAGUGAUCAGUAAAGAUUGAACACGUGAAGACCAUCCACUACGCAACAGGCCAAUUUUUACGUACAUCGGAUUACCUGGCAUGACCCCAGGCCACCGGUUUAAUAUCAAAGAUCUGUGCUCUUGUAACGCAAUCUUUCCUCAGUCGGGGAAGUAAUGCGUGACGAGAAAAUAUCAAAUAUCUUUUGCUCUCUCAUGUCGUUACUUUGCUUAAAAAUUUACUCGCAUGAAUUUUACUCGUAUUUUUUUACCCAUAUGUAUUCGUAUAUAUUCGUAUGUACCCGUAUGUUACUCGUAUGCUAGUCGUAUGUUAGUCGUAUGUAUCCGUAUGUUCCGUAUGUUACUCGUAUGUUACCCGUAUGUACUCGUGUGGUGUUUUAGUCAUGAUCACUUGGAGUGUUCAACUGCCCUUUGCUUAAUUAUGUCGUGGUGUUUUCACAGACAAGUCUAUUUUAGUUUGAAUUAACCGCAAAAUGGGACUACUCACGGAAGCCCUUUGACCAAUCACGAUUAGCGUAUAGUUAAUUUAUAACUUGACUCCUCAUUUCAACGAAUGCACGUGAGCUCGAGUGACCUAUUUCUCGGGAAAAGGUAGUCUAAAAAUAAACCGUUCUUUGAAAAUGCCGUGACAUUGGAUCAGUAUGGGAGUUGAACGCUCCAAGUAAUGGGCUCCUGCUUCCGCAAAAACUCCCCGGCUUAGAGGGGAGCCAAUCAUUAGGGAAGGUAAAAAUAGCGAGCUCACGGUUUUCUUCUGUCGCGUGACGUAAGGAGGCGAAGGACACAGUCUCGACUUCCGCCCUACUUGGAUUUAUUGUAGCUGUUGUGAAUCCAGAUUGUGCUGUCGUCGAACUGGUUCACAAAGAGCAACUUGUUCAACGUUCAAAGCCUGUAACUCGUUACAGAUCUUUUGGAGGGCCACAUAUGGCAUGUGUUACAAAAUAUUCUACAGAACAGCUUAAUUACUACAGAAUUUGUUACAUUACCACCGAUGUUUUGGCAGAUGGUCUGCGAGCAGUGUUUAAGCAAGAAUGGGACAACCGCUAUAAAUCAACAAAGGGAGAAUGGAAGGAUCAACCUAAAAAUGGUUUGGACUUCUAUAAUGGGGAAUCCUCACGUAAUCAAAGAAGAAAUUCUCGUCUUUUGGCCACCAUGAUUCAUGGAAAUACAGCUGAAUGGGACUGCACAAUGCUUUUUUACGCCAUCCUCUUCUCCGACUGUAUCUACAGUCUGAGCACAGCUGUCCACUCAAAUGUACACGAUCUAAAACAUUUUCGAAACGAACAAUUUGCGCACAUGCCACGAGGUCAAAUCACAGACGUGGAAUUUCAGAAUGCCAUUAGUAAAGUGCAAACUGCUUUUCAAGCUCUUGGUCUCUCUACGUUGCAGAUUCAAGGCCUUAGAAAUCAGAAAAGUUUUCCUACUGACGAACUCAAAAAGGUGCUCACAAAAAUCGACGACCUUAAAAUGGAACUGAAAGAAAUAGAAGAACAGCGACAGAUCCUGGAAGAUCAGUUACAGAGCGAUAUCUCUUCGUUUUGUUCUCUCCCUCCAAAACCCUCGCAUGACCUUGCCAAUCGUGACCGUGAGGUUGUUCAAAUUACGCGAAAACUUAAAUGGCUGAAGAACACCAACGAAAGCAGGUUAACUUACUUGUACAUAUCAGGCAACCCUGGAAGUGGUAAAUCUCAGUUGGCUGGUCUUGUGGCCAGGCGAUAUUAUGAUGAAGCCCAAAAGGUUCCCGGACUUCCUUCAUUUGUUAUGACGGUAAAUGCUGAAAGCCCACCCUCACUUUUAGAGUCAUAUGUUUCUUUUGCUCGACAUCUUAAGUGCCCAGAAUACGCGAUAACAAAUAUUCUGUACUGCAGGGAUUUGAACACGGAGGAGAAGAUCGUCAACCUAAAAACACUGAUAACUCCAAAACUGGCGCUUUUUUCCUCUUCGCUUCUGGUAUUUGACAACGUGACAAGGAUGUCUCCUAUGCAUGCCCAUUUUCCCGGAAAUGAGUGUUGGGUAAGAGGACAGGUACUGAUCACAACGCAAGACACUGCAUCUAUCCCUUUCACAAGCUCUUUUAUCGAACAUGUUUCUAUAAGUGAAGGCUUGGAGCCUCGUGAUGCUUGUUCAUUAUUAGCCAACCUCUCUGGGUUCUCUGACGAUAAAAUGGAGAGAGCAGUUGCUCAAGCUCUGGACUAUCAGCCACUUGCCCUUGCAAGCGCUGCAACCUAUCUUAGGCAGGUGCGGCAGAACAAAACAACUGCAAAGUUUGGCUGGAACGAUUACCUCGAGAAACUGAACAAAGGCCAACGGCGUGUCACUGAGGCUAUUCUUGCUGAGACCAACCCUGGCUACCAAAAGUCCAUGACCACAGCAAUAUCGUUAGCCGUUGAAACGAUGACGGCAUCCGACAAAGUUCUUAAUCGUGUUUUCACUUUCCUCUCCCUUUGUGCAACGCAACCAGUGCAUCAGGACCUCGUGAUCGAUUACCUUCUGGCUGCAGACAACGAGAUGGAAGCACGUGAGGUGCUAAGUUUGAGAAUUCAAAGGUGCUCGUUACUUUUGUUAGACGAGGAAGAGAGUGGUGUUUAUAUUCGCGCACAUAAUGCUGUGCAUGAAGUCACUAAUGCUUUAAUGAAUGAGCUUCCAGAGGAAAAGAGUCUUGAAGCCGUGAGCGGAGCUCUAAGGUCAUUUAACAAAUUCAUAAACGACGGGUCACUUGUAAAUUCUGAUGACCCUGACUCUAUCGCUAGCAGCAACCAAGUUGUUCCCCAUUUGAAAUCCUUUAUUUUGAAAGUUGAAAAUUUGUUCUGUGCAGAGAAACUACCCAAAGUUCUCACCAAAGAGGACAUUUUCAAAGUUCAGGGUCUUCCAGGCAUGUUUGGAAACCUUGGGCAGGUGGCCCAAAAGCAUUUGGACUUUUGCACAGCGAAGAAGUACUUUCAUUUAGCAUUGGAAAUUACCAAGUGUGAUAAACGUUUUCGAGGUGUUGAUGCAGCAAUCGCCAAUUUUUACAUGGGUACCAUUCACCAGGACCUUGGUGAUUUUCAUCAGUCAAAAAAGUACUUUGAAUGUGAAUUAUCUAUUCGACUGAAAAAACAAGGACGCAGGCAUGUAGAUAUCGCAGCCACUUAUGGGAACUUGGGAAACAUCCACCUUGGCUUAGGAGAACUUGAGAUAGCGAAAAGCUAUUACGAUCGGGCGCUUGUCAUUAUUCACGAUAUGGGUGAACAUGAGCAUGUUCAUGUUGCGACUACCUACAAUAAUUUAGGAGACGUUCAUCGUGAAUUGGGUCAUCCAAAGCAGGCAAGGGAGUACUACAAUCAUGCACUGAGAAUUCGACUGAAACAACUCGGUCCGAAUCAUAUUCAUGUCGCAGCUACUUAUGGCAGCCUAGGAAGCAUAUCUCGACAGUUGGGAAAUCUGGAGCAAGCGAAAGAAUACUAUGAUCAUGCACUGGCUAUUCGAACGAUUAAGCUCGGACCUGAGCAUGUUGAUGUUGCAACUACAUACAAUAACCUUGGCAUUAUUCAUCUCUUGUCCGACUCCCUCGAGCAGGCUAGAGAUUAUUUUGAUCUUGCAUUAGCCAUUAAUCUGAAAAAACUUGGACCUGAGCAUGUCCACGUCGCAGCUACUUAUAAUAACCUCGGUAACGUUCAUGCUGAACUUGGUGAUCUGGAAAAAGCGCAGGAGUAUUAUGAUCUAGCACUGAUCAUCGGUCAGAAAUUGGUCGAUGAAGAUCAGUUGAAAGACGAAGGUCCUAAACGUCUAUUGCGUGAUCGUGGGAAUACUUGUACACUACUUUAAAUGCUUAAUUUUGACUCACGGCGUGGAUUUUGGGCUGCACCCUUGAGAAUACAAAUAUAUGUUGUUCAUCAGCCUAGGUCGAUCCGUAGCUGGGAAAAUCUUUGACCGCCUGAGGCCUAGGGUCUCGGACGGUACUCAAUGUAGAGGACACAGUUUUUCCCAAUACGGACCGACCUACAGUCAGCGUCAAAUUAAGUUGACACAUCAUGUUUGAAGAGUCCUAUUUUUGUGUAGAAUAUCACUCUUGUCUCUACCACUCUAUCACUCUAUCACUGACAAGACCCCUCAAUGUGUCAACAAUUCUGUCACUGAUUGUAGACUGGUGAAUAACAAAAAAAAUUUAACGAAAUGCCUUUCUAAAGAACCCGAAUGAUUUAGGGCUGUGAUUACGGCAAGAUCUCUAGAAACAGAAAAAUUUUUGAGCGAGUAAAUGGUGGUGAAAACAGAGACAAUGCAAAUGAGAGAGAGAAGCCUCACCAAACGUUAUUAUUUUCGUAAUAAUGAAGGUGAUUCAAAAAGCUUCCAAAGAAACUUUGAAACAUUUUUUUGAGAAUCUCUCGCAGUCUGACACCUGUCAAUCAGAAAGCGCGUAAGAAAAAAGUGCUUCUACACUCUUAAAAAAACAACAGUACUGGUUUGGCAAACAACUAAUAAGAUUUAGUAAGUUCAAUGACUGUCACAACGAUUUUUUCUUCAAAAACGGUCAGUGAUCCUACAGAGAGUAUUAUUCACUUCGAUCGACCAUUGAUCUACGAAGGUUUACCUCGGCUCAGUCAGUAAAUGGCACUGCAGAAAGGUAGUUUUGAGUAAGUUCAAUGACUUUUGAAUGUCAA